UCACCCCAGGGAAAGCUGGUUUCUAUAUUUUUGUACACAAAUUCAGAACACUAUCGAAACAACAGUGAACGAACCUCACACAAAAAUGUUUGCUAAAAUAUUAAAGCCAAACUUAGUGGUACGCCGGAGCCUUAUGGUUUCGGCAUCCUUGCGUUAUAAGGAUCCCGUUUACCACGUUUUCCUGGACAAGGUGCGUGAGUACCGACUGAAGAGUCCCAAAGGAAAGCCCAUAGAUGCCGGGCCGGAAUACGAGGCGGAACUGAAGGAGGCCCUCGAACGCCUGGCUCUUCAGUAUGGUGGCGGUGAGGGCAUCGAUCUGACCCAGUUUCCCAAAUUUGUGCUGCCCGAUAUAGACAUUGAUCCCAUUUCCGUUCUGGAAUUACCGGAAAAUCAACCAAAGCCGGAGAAAAAGGAAGACUUAAAGUUAGAAGAUGACAAAAAGAGAGGUGAUCAACCAAAGGGAAAAGAUAAAGAAGUAAAGGCCAAAUAUGAAAAGAAAGCAAAAGACAGUGAUAAAGAGGUGAAAGCCAAAGAUGAUAAAAAGACUACUGAAACAAAGGCUAAAGAUGAUAAGGACAAGAAAAAGUAGUGGCUACCUAACGUCAUUAUUAACUUAAAUUUUUGCAUUAAUAUUGUUUUAAAUUUUGGAUAGAUUUCAAUAAAGUUCGUAUAAAGUUGAUAUACAAA
Messenger RNA from Drosophila rhopaloa, 687 nucleotides. It is a transcript of the gene ATPsynCF6L, whose product is annotated as ATP synthase-coupling factor 6, mitochondrial. Gene Ontology annotation, molecular function: proton transmembrane transporter activity. The transcript has 2 exons. Gene Ontology annotation, biological process: proton motive force-driven ATP synthesis. The coding region runs from base 86 to 589 and encodes 167 amino acids. NCBI's taxonomy places the organism in Eukaryota, Metazoa, Arthropoda, Insecta, Diptera, Drosophilidae. The record is from RefSeq and is a predicted model, not a curated record.